AUGUUCGAGCUUUCGAGGGCGCACUUCACGCGCGGAAGGAAGAAUGCAGAGACGGUGGCUGAUUCCAACGAUGCUAGGCCCAUUCUAGGCGUAUCUUCGCCUUUUCUUAGGGUUCUGGUCUGUGGACAACAUGAUGACAUUUUCACGGACGGUGUCUCUCCUGGAUCUUCUACCUCUAAGACCCUCUCAAUGAGCAGCUGCAGCCUUGGGGAUUUCACGGUAUCACAACAUACGCUGUUGUACAAAUAUGGUGCUUGUAUGGAAAAUUUGUGCAUGAGAAGGCCAUGGACUCGGUACUGGAGUAUUGCCGAUCAUGCCGAUGCCCCGGGAGACCAACUGGGCAACAUGAAGGGUAUGAAAAAUCAGCUGGGAAAUUGCCGUAAGCGGAGUAGCCGUGGUUAUAUUCGACUACCCCUCACAGUGAAGUUCCAGGCACAAUCGCCAAGCGACGAAUCUCGAAAUAGGGGAGGGGCUGCUCCGACGUUGGUGUCGUCGGUCUUCGGACCGCACCUUCAACUAACGGAUGGUACUGGUGGUUGCGACAAUAUGGAUUGA
Messenger RNA from Aspergillus welwitschiae, 555 nucleotides. RefSeq lists its product as uncharacterized. The transcript is spliced from 5 exons. NCBI's taxonomy places the organism in Eukaryota, Fungi, Ascomycota, Eurotiomycetes, Eurotiales, Aspergillaceae. Bases 1 to 555 code for a protein of 184 amino acids. The record is from RefSeq and is a predicted model, not a curated record.